AUGGCCAACUCAGGCCCCAAAGCAAUACCGACCGCCGAGAACUUCCACAACAUGCCACGAGCCACCUCCGCUGAGCAACCGGCGGUGUUAAACGGCAAAGGCGAACCCAAAGCGCGAGUCCGUCCCCGUACCUACCCUUACUUCAAAUACCUCCCAUACACAACCGAAGAUGAGCCCGUACGGGAACGGAACCUCCGCGAGAUCCUGGACCAUCUCUACAUUGCGGUGGAGGCGGGGGAUUUCAGUCCCGGCGCUGUCCACUGGACUCGGGAGCUCAGAGCAUGGUUGUCGCUGAAGUUUGACCCGACUCGGACGGAGAGGAUUAAUUUAGUGAAACUGUACUAUGAGCUUUCGAUGGCGCCGGGGAUUGAUCCGAAUAUUGCGGAGCGGUUUGCUAGCAUGUUUAUGUUUUUGACGAAGCGGAAGCACUAUUUGAAGCCAGUUAAGGAUCUGGUUUUAGAUUGGAAGCCUUUGUAUAAGGAAUUGAAGGCUUUUGUCCUGCCCACCGAAUCGGGCCUGGUCCACUCGACUAAUCUGAAGCGGAACGUCAAGACCCUGACAAAGCUCUGCGCGUUCAUCCAGCUCUAUAUCGACCCGUGCGAGGUGCCGGCCAUGCUAGAUGAGUUCCUGCCUCACUACACAACAUCGUUCUCUGAGGGUGCCUUUGUAGUGGUGGGGUUGAUUAACUUGAUGCUUCCUACCUCUCCACCCCCAGCCGACAGGGAAGAUCUGCUGCCACAUCACUACUUGCCGACAUAUUUCCAUCUUUGGUCGCUUGUGGGACGGUCGAGGACCUUUGAUACGACGUUCCUGGACUUUUUCUCCCGGUUGGCUCGGGAUUGUUUGUCUGCGGAUCACGUCCCGCUCUCCGAGUAUGGUCUUUUCACCAAGGAGCAGUCAUCGCUGAUUUUCACGGCUAUUCUGAGAUUGCUAGAAAUUCCAGUCGGACAGUCGACCUCUCCAUACAGCGCUCUUGUGGACAUCUCCUCCGGGCUGGGUAUCAUGCUCGACCGUGACUCCCGCAAGCAUCCCGUUGCGCAUCACAUCGCCCGCUGGGUGGUCAUGUCCCUCUCGCCAGCCUGUCUCGAAUCAGAGGAGUCUAUUUUGUCUCAGCUCGAGGGUCUUAUCCAGGCAGUGGAAACCUUCUUCCACCCCUCGAACUCUGGCGGCUGGUCCAAGACCUUGUCCCAAUUAGUGUACUACCUCGCAGACUUCUUCGUUAUGCGUUGGAACCGGGAGCAGAGUGGAGAGAUGGAAAUGCCACCUGAGCGUAGGUUGACCGAGCCAUUGAAGCGCCGCUUCGUGCUUGCUUUGCGCGAUGUGAUCUUCAUGGGUAUCUACUCCAAGAGUAGCACGGCAAUGAGCUACUCGCUCUCUACGCUGCAAAGCUUAGCCUAUUUGGAACCACACCUUAUCUUACCAGGUGCUCUUCAGCGGAUCUAUCCAUCUCUACAGGGUCUCGUGGAGGUGCACCGUACAGCGUCCUCGCUUCGGGCCCUUCAGGUGCUGUCGCGGAUCAUCACCCGCACCAAGGGAUACCGCUGUCAUAUGACAACACUCUUGGGACUUGCGUUGCCUGGCGUUGAUGCCAAUGAUCUUGAAAAGUCUUUGCAUGCUCUUACUUUCAUUCAGACUGCUUGUUACAGUAUCCCCCUGGCCGAUCUGACCCGAGGCAGGGAUGAUGUCAACUGUAAUAUGCUGGCGAUGCAGUGGAUCACCGGAGAGAUGGAGCGAAUGGAAGAGCAGGGUGUAGAGGUCCAAUUGAACUACGACACAGACUUGGACGACGAGACGGAGGAGAUGAUCCUUCGUUCUUCGACAUGUGGGUUUGGUGACUUCAUCGUAUCCUUCUUGGGUCGUGUCUUUACGCUCUUGGAGAACCUUCCCGAUGUGUCUCGAGUGCGAAACGGCUCUCCUGAGGAGAAUAUUGUGAACACUCUUCCGGCGACCUUUAUGCCAUUGCUUUCGUCUCUCGAGCCUGAAUACUAUGAUAUUGCUCUGACGAAAAUCAUCGACUUCGCGGCAAACCACGUCAUUCACCAGGCGCGGGAUGCAAUGGCCUUCAUUUGUAAUGCUGCUUGCAAGGUCAAUCCGCAAAAGGCCCUGAAGCGCUUUAUCCCCCUGUUGACCCAAUCCAUUCGAACCGAGAUUGAUGACAACGGUGCGGGUUCGACCAGAACGACAGGAGCGGAUGUCCUUCCCCGUGACCGCGGCUUGGUCUGGAACAUCAGCAUGCUUAGCAUGUGUAUCGUCCAUGUCGGAGAUGCUGUCCUGCCGCAUAAGAAGGAACUGUUCGACAUUGCUGUCUACAUGCAGCAGAAGUGUCGCGGUAUCCCAACCGUCCACAUCUCGAACUUUAUUCAUCACCUUCUCCUUAACCUUACUGGUACAUACACCACCGACUACAGUCUGUACGAGCCAAGCGUUGUCGCUCAAGGAAUUGGCCCUGACCUCUGGAGUUAUAAGCAAGACCCCCAUGACAUGAAUGUCAAGUGGCAUAUCCCGAAGCGCGAGGAGAUCGAGUUCGCCGUUGAGCUCUUCCAGAACCAAGCCGAGACGGCACUCAAGCAGCUCACGGCGUUGACGAACGAGACGUCUAGCAUCAAGCGUGACGGCACCGGAAAGGAUUGGUCUGACGAAGUCACCCGGAACCUGGUGUUGCUGCGUCUUAUUCUGUCUGGCAUCUCGGUGCUGUUCGACUCUAAGGCGGCAUCGACGACGAAGAAAGGUGCAGCGAACGGAUCUGCGGUGCCGGACGGUGAUGUCGAUAUGGCAGAUGCCGAGAACGCGACGCUGGCCAAUGGUGCUGGCGAUGAAGACACCGAUAUCGCUCUUGAUAGCUCUGAUGAUGCAACUAUCAGAGAGACCUUCACCUACCCUACUGGUUAUCCGUUGCAGGAGGAUGAUCCCCUGUACACCAGGAUCCAUGACCUUCGAGAACGCGCCGGUUGGAUCUUGCACGACGUGCACCGAUUCCUGGCAGACAAGCAAGAGGACGAUGUCCCCAGUUUUGGUGCCCUGUACUCGGCUUACCGUUCUUGGUUUGUUGAUGUUGGAAUUGAAAGGUCUGCCCAUGUUUUGGAUAGGGUUACUCGUCUUCUGGCUGCGGAUAUCUAUCCCUAUAAGAUGAGUGGUAUUCGCAAGGACUACCCGCGUCCGUUGCUUGCACGGAGAUCAUAUGUGUACCACCUGCAACGUCUACGGCACAACGCUGCUCCUAGACCGCGAUCGCGUUUGGAUGAAAUUCUGCUUUUGGAUAUUGCCGAGUCUUGUGUUUCUUUGUAUACGGAGACUCGCCGCAACGCUCAAAGCGCUGGAGAGUCGGCGCUCAAGGCUGUUUGGGGCUCGCGCCUCCUCGUUAUCCCGCCUUUGAUUGAAGCGCUGCAGAAGGGUGUUAAGGAGAAUGACCAUGCACGAAUCAAGGGUGCACUGUUCUCCCUGCUUCUUAGCAGCGUUGCGAAAACUGCUGGACGGCAUUGGAAGUUUGCGCCUACUUUGAUCCGGACCUUCAUUGACGCAAGCGCGGUCGAUAAGCCAUCCGUGCAGCGAAUUUGCUCGAGUGCCUUGUUCCAGAUCAUGGAUUACGGCCGCGCUAUGGAGCGGAUGGCUGUCUUGAAUCAGGACAUUAUCGAAGCGAUUGCUCCAAAGGGAGAUGUAAGCGAGGAAAUCAACAAACUGCGCAAGAACAUCAACGGCAAGCGUGUGGCGAUUGAGAAGAAGAAGGCCGACUUAUCGGAGGAGUUGGUCAACCUGGCACGCGUGUCUCACUGGAAGAUUGCUAGCCGUGCAGCUACUAUUGUUAUUACUAUGGGACUUCGAUUCGACUACGUUGCCAGUGAUAACUUUAUAGAGCUGGUCACGCAAGGUUCGAUCGACGAUCAUCCGGGUCUGCGGGGUAUGUACUCGCAGGCGCUCAUUGCGUUGUUCACGAUGAUCGAUGUUCGCGCUAUCUGCAGCCAUGACUACCAGAACUACAUCUUCGGCCAUCAGAACUUCCCCUCUAAGAUCCAGGUAGCCACCAAACGUGACGAGAAGAACUGGACCGAGGAGUAUCUGGCGAGUUUCGCCAAGCCAGAGGCGGAAUACUACAUCGAUCACGAUUUCCCUGGAUGGCUCGUGUGGUCGGACAGCAUGCCCGCGUACAAGUCGAAUGUCGCUCGCGACAUUGAAUACGACGAGACCGAGUGGAAGGUCCGGUCGUACAUGGGCAAGCUCUUUGACCGGGCGUGGUUCCAAAAAUUUUUCAUGUACUUGAAGCAGGAGCCGCGUGAUCCUUCGGCGGAUAAGUUCCGUAUGCCUUGCGCUAUGAUGUUGCUUUAUGCGUUUGAACUGAUGAUCCGGGAUGGUCUUACCGCUGCUACGUUCGAGGAUAUCAAGGAGGAGAUCGAGGCUGUGUUUGAGGAUGGUAGCGAUAAACACCAGCACCGGGCUACUUCGGAGAUCCUUGGUGCCCUGAUUAGCUCCGUCACUGAUGGUGGUGUCGAAAAGCGGACGCAAAUCUGGGAAUAUGCGUUCCCUAUCGUGCGGAAGAUCUUCUCAGAAGGCUUGACCCCUGAGAACUCUGGAUACUGGACGACGUUCCUGCAUAUGAUUCUGCAAUGCCGGGAUCCGCGCAGGGCGUGGCCGUUGGUCGACUGGUUGGCUAGUUUCCGGUUGGAUUUGGCAACGAAUGCUGCGUUCAAGGAGAGUUCCAAGAUCAAUAUGCUGCAUCAGUGCAUUAUUGAUGCGGGAUGGCACUUCCAGCUGGAGAAGCCGAUCGUGGAGGACUUCCUUGCUCACUUGGACCACCCGUAUAAGGGAGUUCGUGAAGCGAUGGGUCAGACGUUGGCGACUGUGUACCGCACUAGGUACCACGAGUCGUAUCCUGAUGUUAAGCAUCUUCUUGAAGCGCAGGAGAAGGAGUCGUCUGUUGGCACGUUCCCGUACCUUCCUGACGAGAACUUUAACAAGAUGUUGCGCAGUAUUUUCAGUCAAAUCGAGCAGUGGCGGCACCAGAGAACGCCUGGACAACAGACGCCGUCAUCCUACACGUCUGGUUGCAAGACGGUGCUUCUCUGGCUGGACUCGACUCUCUCCUCCCAUGAAUGCACACAGCUUGUCCCCUUCUUCCCGGAUGUCUUUACAGGACAGCUCCUGCACAUGAUGGAUGUCAAGGAAGACCCCGAACUCCAGUCCCUGGCAUAUCACGUCUUCCGCCACCUCCCCAACAUCCCCUACCCCGCCGAGAAGAACUCCGGCUUCAUCAGCUCGCUCAUCCAAAUCGGCCGAACCUCACCAUCCUGGCACCAGCGCCUGCGCGUCAUGAUCAACAUCCAAAUCAUCUACUUCCGCCGCCUCUUCCUCGUCUCCCCCGACGAUCGCGACCGCCUCUUCGAAUGCAUUGCCGAGAUGCUCCAAGACACCCAGCACGAAGUCCGCGUCGGCGCCUCAGCUACCCUUUCCGGCAUGAUCCGCUGCUCCCCCGUCUCCCUCCGAGACAUCAUGGUCUCCCGCCUCCUGGAGCGCUUCACGAAGAUCCUCGUCGACAACCCCGUUCCCAAGCGUCGUCGCUCUGGCCCUGCCUCUGCUGUCCCCUCUGGCUCGGGAACGCCCACACCCGAACAUACGAAACUCGUGAUUGCUCGUCACGGCGCGGUACUGGGUCUUGGUGCGCUGAUCCAGGCAUUCCCGUAUAACAGCCCGCCGCCGAAAUGGAUGCCCGAAGCCCUGACUACGUUGAGUAUCCGGGCGGCUAAUGAUCCGGGGAUUGUGGGAUCGAGUGUUAAGGGUAUUAUUAGUGACUUUAAGAAGACGAGGCAGGAUACGUGGCAUAUUGAUGCGAAAGCAUUCACACCGGAUCAAUUAGAAGAUCUCUCCGGAGUUCUGUGGAAGAGUUACUUUGCCUAG
Messenger RNA from Aspergillus chevalieri, 5886 nucleotides. RefSeq names its product proteasome activator BLM10. The transcript has 3 exons. Bases 1 to 5886 code for a protein of 1961 amino acids. Gene Ontology annotation, biological process: proteasomal ubiquitin-independent protein catabolic process. The record is from RefSeq and is a predicted model, not a curated record. Gene Ontology annotation, molecular function: proteasome binding; peptidase activator activity. Gene Ontology annotation, cellular component: cytosol; nucleus. NCBI's taxonomy places the organism in Eukaryota, Fungi, Ascomycota, Eurotiomycetes, Eurotiales, Aspergillaceae.